Messenger RNA from Morchella sextelata, 822 nucleotides. RefSeq lists its product as uncharacterized. The transcript is spliced from 3 exons. The record is from RefSeq and is a predicted model, not a curated record. The coding region runs from base 1 to 822 and encodes 273 amino acids. Lineage: Eukaryota; Fungi; Ascomycota; Pezizomycetes; Pezizales; Morchellaceae.
AUGGGCGGCCUCGGUGAAGGUUUCACCACAGUCCCAUAUGUUUCCGGGCUUGCAGACGCGCUUGAAGACUGGAGUGUGGUUGAAGUUUUGACCACUUCGUCAUACUACGGCUGGGGCAUGGGGAGCCUAAAGCGGGAUGUCGAGGAGCUUUCUCAAGCCGUGGCUUACAUCAAGCAAAUUCGCCCCCACGGACGUGUGGUUCUGCUGGGUCACUCCACAGGCAGCCAAGACGCCAUUGAGUACAUUUCAAAACCCGCCGCAGGCGCCCCAGACCUCGAUGGUGCGAUCUUCCAAGCCCCAGUUAGCGACAGGGAAGCAAUGCGCUAUCUUAUGGGAGAUGAAUCGUAUUAUGAGGCCCUCGAUUUUGUUACGAAAUGGGUUGCGGAAGGCUUGGGCGAGGAAAUAAUCCCAAUCAAGUAUCGUGGGCCAUUUGCAGCUUACCCUAUCACUGCUCGUCGAUGGUACAGUUUGCUUGUUCCAUUAGGUCCCGAUGGUAUCCCACGAGGUGAUGACGAUUAUUGGUCCUCAGAUAUCAGUGAGGAUGUUGUGAGGUCCGUGUAUGAAAGAGUCACAGCUGAAACAAAACUACUCUACCUGUUCUCGGGAGACGAUGAGUAUAUGUCAAGCAGUCUCGAUAAAGAAGCGUUGCUUCAAAAGUGGUACCGUGCUGCAGCUGCAGCUGGAGUAACUGUGGAUACGGAGAACAGUGGAACAGUGGCUAAAGCAAACCAUCGGUACGAGGAUGUACCCGAGGGGGUAACUCAAGACCUUUAUGGAAGAGUGAAGAGAUUCUUGGAGGGGUUAGGUAGCGAUUUAAAAUAA